AUGAGCACUCCCGGAACCAACUCGUCUGCCUCUGCGAAGGCGUCGAGCCCUAUCGUGCACCGGGAUGGCAGAGCAGCUUCAGCGGGCAAUAGCAAACCACUUCCCACAAAUGAUCCGCCGCAGCAGCCGGCGGCGCUUGGGUCUGUCUCCCCACUGCCGCCGAAGCUGAGCACUGCAGCUGCUGCUGCCACAACCACUUCGGCACCCGCCUCGCCAUCUCCUGAAGUGGACAACCUGGAGUGUCAGUCGAAGGACUUCCUCAUCCGACGCGUGCAGGCGCUGGAGCGGCAGCUGAAGAUACGCAACAGCGACUGCGCGCGCCUGCUAGAGGAGCGCCAGCAGCUGCUUCCGCUCAAAGAGAAGUGCGAGUCGCAGAGAGAGAUGAUAUUGGCGCUGCGCGAUCAACUGAACUUGGCACAGGCGCAACGCGAGUCCGCCAUCGACGCACUGGAGGAGAUGAAGCGCCAGCAGCGCGACAAAGAGCACCGCGAGCGCGUGACCCACGCAGAGCGAGUCAUCCAUGGCGCUAGUGCCGCCCCGAAGGCUACAGCUGGCGGCACGAGUGGGCCCGAAACCUCUGUCUCGCCCGCCGGCAAGGCGGUGCCCAGCUCCAAGCCCGCUUCGGCGCUGAGAGCCAACAACCCCCCGCGGCGUGCUCCUGGCGGGACGGUGGUAAACACCUCGUCCGGGCCACAAAUAAUUUACGACAGCUCCGAUAUCUCCACCGUUGGCUUCACCAAGAACGCAAAGCUGCCGUACGACUUCCUGGGUGGGCCUGGAGCGCAGCUACAAUAUCUCGCUCCUUCCCGCGGAAGCGCGGGCAAGGAGGCUGGAGAGCAGCUGGAAGGCGGCUUUGACGCUUCGGAUGAUGCGCAGGUGCGCCGCACCAUGGCGGCGGCGGCGGAGGCGAUCGAGUUGGAUGCCAAGCACGCAGAGAUGGAGGAAAAGGAGCACAGAGCACUACUGGAGCGCCUAAAGGCGCUGCGUGAAGGACACAAGUAA
Messenger RNA from Leishmania major strain Friedlin, 1002 nucleotides. RefSeq lists its product as hypothetical. The coding region runs from base 1 to 1002 and encodes 333 amino acids. The record is from RefSeq and is a predicted model, not a curated record. The transcript has a single exon. Lineage: Eukaryota; Euglenozoa; Kinetoplastea; Trypanosomatida; Trypanosomatidae.